Messenger RNA from Vitis riparia (riverbank grape), 2286 nucleotides. RefSeq lists its product as uncharacterized. Gene Ontology annotation, molecular function: catalytic activity. The record is from RefSeq and is a predicted model, not a curated record. Lineage: Eukaryota; Viridiplantae; Streptophyta; Magnoliopsida; Vitales; Vitaceae. The coding region runs from base 1 to 2286 and encodes 761 amino acids. The transcript has 2 exons.
AUGAAGCUCCGAAUGCUCACCUGGAAUGUAAGAGGGGCUAAUAAUUGCGACAAAAGGAAGGUGAUCAAAGCUUUGAUUAGGAAAAAUAGGGUGGACUUGGUUUGCCUACAGGAAACCAAGAUUCAGGAAAUGACCACGGGCAUUGUUCGGAGCUUAGGAGUGGGUAGAUUCAUUGAAUGGGGAGCUAUAGACUCAAGGGGUGCAGCCGGAGGAAUAGUGGUGAUAUGGGACAACAGGAUGCUGGAGUUGGUUGACAUGCAAAAAGGAUUGUUCUCUAUUACGUGCACUUUUAAGAGCUGCGAGGAUGGUUUUAUAUGGACGUUUACUGGGGUUUAUGGGCCAAUUUUAAGGAGGGAGAGGGAGAGUUUUUGGGAAGAGCUGGGGGCCAUUAAGGGGCUUUGGAAUGGGCCGUGGUGCGUUGCAGGGGACUUUAAUGCCAUCCUGAGUCCGGAAGAGUGUAACAGAGGAGGGAGAUUGAACUCAAUUAUGAGAAGGUUCGCAGAAGUGAAAGAAGAUCUGGAGUUAAAGGACCUGCCCAUGGUGGGGGGCCCUUUUACAUGGACUGGAGGAGCGGGUAAUCAGUCUUCUUCAAGGUUGGAUCGUUUUCUGGUUAAUGAGGAGUGGGAUAGCCAUUUUGGAGAUGCGAGGCAGUUUCUCCUUCCAAGACCCGUGUCCGAUCACUUCCCGAUUCUUAUGGAUGGUGGGGGUAUGAGAAGAGGCCCUAUCCCGUUUAGAUUCGAGAAUAUGUGGUUGAAAGCUGAAGGUGUCAAGGAUCUUCUGAAGCAAUGGUGGGAGGAAGGCAGAUUCAGUGGAUCUGCAAGUUUUAUCUUGGCUGAAAAAUUAAAAUUUAUGAAGGCUAAGCUGAAGGAAUGGAACAGAAACAGUUUUGGAAGGGUUGAAUAUAGAAAGAAUACGGCACUGGAGCAGAUGGAGUAUUGGGAUGCAAAGGAGAAAACCAGCAGGCUGUCAUUGGAAGAGCUGGAAGCCAGAAACGAAGCGAAAGAAGAGUAUAAAAAAUGGGUCUUACUUGAAGAAAUCACGUGGAGGCAAAAAUCCAGGGAAGUGUGGCUGAAAGAGGGAGAUAGAAAUACCGGUUUUUUCCACAAAAUGGCCAACGCACAUAGGAGGAGGAAUAAUGUGGACAGAAUUAAGAUUAACGGAGCGUGGCUCACGGAGGAAAAUGAUAUCAGGGAAGGGAUCGCCAAUGCUUUUAAGACGUUGUUGUCUAAUCCGGGGGAAUGGAGACCUUCUGUUUCUGGGCUGCAGUUUGAGAUGUUAGAGCCUUUGGACGUCAGUGCAUUGGAGUCUCCUUUUAUGGAAGAGGAGGUGCGUGACGCCCUAGAAGGCUGUAAUGGGGAUAAAGCCCCGGGGCCAGAUGGAUUCUCUAUGGCCUUUUGGAUUUUUGCUUGGGAUUUCGUGAAGGCUGAUGCCUAUAAGCUUGGUGGGAAGCUUGUACAAGUGGCUAGCCAAGGUAUUAGCCAACAGGCUAAAAAAAGUGGUUGGAAAGGUGGUCUCAAAAGCUCAAGGGGCGUUUGUGGAGGUAGACAAAUCCUAGAUGCAGUGUUGAUAGCCAAUGAAGCCAUUGAUUCGACCCUUAAGAAUAAUGAGAGCGGCAUUUUGUGCAAAUUGGACAUAGAGAAGGCGUAUGAUAAAGUGGACUGGAACUUUAUUCUCACAAUCAUGAAGAAAAUGGGCUUUGGGGAGAAAUGGAUUAGGUGGAUUCGGUGGUGUAUAUCCACUGCAAGCUUCUCAGUGAUGAUCAAUGGAACCCCUACGGGCUAUUUUCAAAGCUCCAGGGGUUUGAGGCAGGGUGAUCCCCUUUCCCCCUACCUCUUUGUCAUUGCUAUGGAGGUCUUUAGUGUUUUCAUUAAAAGGGCAGUAGAGGGAGAUUUUUUAUCUGGUUGUAGGGUAAAAGGUCGGAGCCAAGAAGGGGUCCUAAUUUCCCACUUGCUGUUUGCUGAUGAUACACUGGUGUUUUGUAAACCUUCUCAAGAUCAGUUGACGUACCUCAGUUGGCUCCUGUGGUUUGAGGCUGUUUCUGGAUUGAGGAUAAAUUUGGAAAAAAGUGAAUUAAUUCCAGUAGGGAGGGUGGAGAGUAUGGAUGAUCUGGCUGAGGAGUUUGGAUGUAGUAUGGGUAGUCUUCCAACUACCUAUUUGGGGAUGCCCCUGGGUGCUCCUUUUAAGUCAGUCACAGUUUGGGAUGGAGUGGAGGAGCUUCAGAAGAAGGUUAACUAUGUGGAAGAGACAAUAUUUGUCCAAGGGAGGAAGGGCGACUCUCAUUCGUAG